Messenger RNA from Aricia agestis (brown argus), 1068 nucleotides. RefSeq lists its product as uncharacterized. Lineage: Eukaryota; Metazoa; Arthropoda; Insecta; Lepidoptera; Lycaenidae. The transcript is spliced from 3 exons. Bases 14 to 529 code for a protein of 171 amino acids. The record is from RefSeq and is a predicted model, not a curated record.
CGCGCUCGCCAACAUGCUCGCCAAACUCCUGACGCUGGGUCUGGUGGCCCUCGCGUCGGCCAUCGACGACAUACCAUUUCCUAUACUCAGGACUAUGGGGAUAUACCCUUCCGAGCAUAUUACGGUGGCAUCCAAAGCCCAGAGCGCCGACCUCCACCUGUUCGACGGGCCCCACUACUACAUCUCUGACGGGGAGUGCCUGGGACACCUGGACACGAGGUACCUGUGUGGCGUCGAGAAGGCGAAGGGGAUCGAGGUGCGGGUGUCGGAUCCCCGUGACUUCCCCCGGGUGAGGAUCCACCAGCGUCGCGGGGUGGUGCACAUCCAGCGCUCGGGCAGGGCGUACAACGCCACGACGCGCCGGUGCCCGGGCGUCGCGCUGGUCGACCUCCGGCUCAGCUGCGACCACUGGACAUUCUCCGACAGCCGCAAUCGUCUGCGCCUCCCCAGCAUCCUCGCCGACUCCUCCGAAUCCGACUCGUCCGACUCAUCCAGCUCAUCCGAAUCCGACGAGCACGAAGAUGUAUAAAACUAGGACCGGGACGCUACCUUGUAGAUAGAGGAACCCUCACUGACUUACCGCGGAACACAGCUUCUACUUUACGCUCCUACUCAUUCGCUUUAGUCUUAGGUAGUACCUCUCUUUGUUGCUCCUUGUAGAUCUUUAUAUUUUUAAAGUUCGACACGGCAGAAAAUGCUAUAAAAUUAUAAAGCAUAUUUCUGAAUGUUAAAUUGUUGUUUUAAAACAACGAAAUUCCCCGUAACCUACUAAAAGGCGAGGUGAAACAGCAAAAGUAAAAAGUUUCGAACGACGGCGCGCGUGAGCCACGAGGUGCAAAAUUAAAUCGCUCAUAAAAACAGCGGCGUCGCAACCAACGCCCGCGCCCGCCCGCGCCCGCCCGCGCCCGUCCGUCGCCCGCAGUCAAACAAAAUGUGGUAAAUUGUAUUAAUAUUUUGUUCUCUCGACUGAGCUACCUCGCUCGAGACUUACGAGGUGUAAUCGUAAGCGAGGUUGCUCACUCGCAUCUAAAAGUACCAUGUAAUUUUAAAUUGAAUCAAAUUCCUUCG